Zophobas morio is the source of this 2137-nucleotide messenger RNA. Its product is annotated as zinc finger protein 142-like. The record is from RefSeq and is a predicted model, not a curated record. Lineage: Eukaryota; Metazoa; Arthropoda; Insecta; Coleoptera; Tenebrionidae. Bases 150 to 2021 code for a protein of 623 amino acids. Gene Ontology annotation, molecular function: RNA polymerase II transcription regulatory region sequence-specific DNA binding; DNA-binding transcription factor activity, RNA polymerase II-specific. The transcript is spliced from 3 exons. Gene Ontology annotation, biological process: regulation of transcription by RNA polymerase II.
UAACAAAUGUCAAUUAUCUUUCCAAUCGCAACCCCUGCGCUUCAAUGGGUUGUAACCUGUUUCGAAUUUGGGUUACAACGUUGAGGUUAUGUUAACACUGGAAAAAUCCAAACAACUUCCUUGAUUAAUUUACAGACAUAAUAGCAAAAAUGUCGACUUUGGAGUUCUCUGAGAAAUUGGUUCACAAUUGUGAAAUUUGCCCAUACUUCACAACUUCGGUAUUUCUAUUGACGACGCACGCCAGACGACACCAGUCACUUCAGCGUUUUAAUUGUGAAAAUGUCAACAUCGAACCCUAUUAUUGCAAAGACUGUGAUGUCCAAGCAGAACUUACCUUGAUUUUUAAACAUCACCUUGAACUGCACCAUGGCGUUAAAAGCAAUAAAGAAUAUGAAAUUCAGAGCUACAUUUGCAGAAAAUGCAGCUUUGAAACUUUCUGCUCCCUUAAGUGGCUUCAACAUACUACGGUAUGUUUAGGGAGUCAAGAAAACCCUCAGAUACCAAAUGGUAAAAGUGGUGCAGAAAACACAGUGUUCACUUGGCAUAAGUGUGACCAGUGUGAAUACCAGAGUAAGUGUAAGCGUUACUUAAAAAAUCACAAAAUUCUGAAACACUUGACUGAUGAUGAAAUACACUGGUAUUAUUGUUCAGAGUGUUCAUUUAAAGCCAAAUUGAAUCGCCAGUUAAAAAGCCACAUGUAUUCACGGCAUUUUGGGGAGGGAGGCAUUAAUAAAUGCAGACAGUGUUCAUUCAAAAGCAAACAUAGGUCGUCUUUAUAUAAACACAUAAAUGAACACCACUUAAAUGCUUUAGGUAUUAAAUUGUAUGAAUGCGAAAUACGCCCAUAUAAAUCUGGCCAAGGAAACAAUUUAGAACUUAAUAACGAAUGUAAAAAGUCUUCAUUUAACGACGCGAGUUUUAAAUGGCAUCAGUGCCAACAAUGUCCUUUUAAGACUAUGUACAGUUCUGGCUUACGGCAUCACGUAAAAACGCAGCAUUUAGCCGAGCAGGAUAUUAAAUGGUACGAAUGCAAGUGGUGUUCAUUUAAAACUAAAAUUAAGUUGUCUUUAAACCGACACAUUAAUUCGUUCCAUUUAAAUGAAAACGAAGCCACAUGGUACGGAUGCGAUUGGUGUUCAUUCAACACCAAAAACCAGUGCUCUUUGAGUAGACACAUAAAAGCGCGUCAUUCUGAUCAACAUAAAGUUAAAUGGUACGAGUGCAAAAUGUGUCCAUACAGAACUAAAGACAUUUUGAAUUUGAACACUCAUAUAAGUUUGCAUCACUCAAAACAUACAGAACAAACUAUUAAAGGGUACGAAUGCGUUAAAUGCAAAUUCAAAACACACUACAUUUUUAAUUUGAGAAAUCACAUAAAAAUGCUCCAUUCUGAUGAACCUGACCACGAUAUUAAACGGUACGAGUGCGAAAAAUGUCCAUUCAAAACAAAAUAUAGUUCUAGUUUAAAAAAUCACAUGAAAACGCGACAUUCAGUCAAAGGGGAACAUACUAUUAAACAUUCGGUCAAAAAGGAACGUAAGAUUAAAUCGUACGAGUGUCAAAAAUGCCCGUUUGUCACAAAACAUCAGGCUAAUUUAAGCAGGCACACAAACGCGCGACACUUGCAAGGAAACGACGUUAAAUGGUACAAGUGUAAAUUGUGCCAGUUCAAAAGUAAAGACAAUUCAAAUAUAGCCAGGCAUGUAAAGCUGCGCCACGAAAACAAUGCGAAAUUGUACGAAUGCCAACAAUGUCCAUACAAAACCCGACACCAGUCGAACAUAACAAGUCACAUCAAUGCCAAACAUUCGGAAGGACAAGAUAUUAAAUGGUACGAAUGCGACUGUUGCCCAUUCAAAACCAAACGUAUGUCGCAUUUGUGUAGGCACGUCAAAGCGUGCCAUAAAGAACAGGACAUUAAAUGGCAUGGAUGCGAGAGCUGCGAAAAUAAAACCAAAUGUAGUUCUGAAUUAAAGGUCGACGUAAAAGCAGAACAUUUGGACGAAGACGAACAACAUUGAAACCAAAACAACGCGGAAUGCUAUAAACUAACCUCACUUUUUUGUAUAAUAAAAUGAACCCUGUUCAACUGUCAGUUACACAUAAUAAUAUGGAUUAAUAAAACACAUGCGUUUUU